This is a messenger RNA of Vespula vulgaris, 2421 nucleotides long. RefSeq lists its product as uncharacterized. Lineage: Eukaryota; Metazoa; Arthropoda; Insecta; Hymenoptera; Vespidae. The transcript is spliced from 2 exons. The coding region runs from base 1350 to 2174 and encodes 274 amino acids. The record is from RefSeq and is a predicted model, not a curated record.
CACCGACGGGACACCGUUUCCAUCAACUUUUAUACAUCCAUGAAGGUAAAUCUUUCUAAGCCGUACGAAACUUUGGCAGAGCAACGAGUCGUUGUUUCCGUCGUGUCGACCGAGCGACACGUGCUCUGUCGGAGAAUUCAGAAAUAGGUUAGAGACGAUUGUUACGGAUUUUCUUAAGUAGCAGAAAUUCGGUAAAAAACGCCAAAAGAGGCAACGUUACGUACGUGCGAGACGGUCGUCGAGGUUCGGAGCUUGCGAGUAAACCUGCUCGUUGCGAUAACGUCAAACGUAAGGUACGUUCGUACGUGCGGACACCGUCGUUCGUCCCGACCGGUACGAAAAAUGAAAACCUAACGAUCGAAAACCGAUCGAACGACACUCCCUACUGAUAUUUCUACGAACUUUGACGAAAGCUUCGAUCUCGAUGUAACGUGCCUCCUCUCGAGCGGCUCUCUUCGUCGAAAGUGUACUGUGUCGUUUGUAAAUUUAAAACGAUCGAGCGAAUGGUCACUUGCCAUCUUCUGUCUUAUCUGGACCAAUGAAAAUAAAGUAAACGGGCUCCUUUUAUACGCUUUCCCGACGAUACAAUACGUCUGUCAUUUUUCAUUGGUCUUACGAUCGAGGAAAAAUUAUCACGUGUCGCGUAACAACGUGAUACGAACGAAAGUGAAAUUAAUUUAUUUGCAACUUGGAACGAUCGCAUUUUUCAACGUCGUCGAUAUUUCAAAAUUUCUAUCUACUUUUGCGCAUUUUUUUUCGUUCGACGCGAUUGUCAACUUACUUCAUUCCGUACUUACAGUGCGCGCGCGCGCGUGUGUGUGCGUGCGUAUAAAGUAUUGAACAAAAUUUGAUUCGAGAGUGCGAUGCGUCAUUUAUCGCACGAAUUCCUCGACUGAGAAAAGUGCAAUUGACGCGAAAAUGGAUAGAAGUGGAAGCGAGAAACAACAGGUAUGAAUACGCACCGUCUUCGUCCUCUUCGCACUAUUUCGAUCUGAAAUUUUAAACUCGGCGAUCGAUAGGACGGAUAAGGUACGUACGUCGUGCGUUAAACGCACGUAGGGGGAAAAAAGUGUAAACGCGUCCGUUUCGACUUUGUACGAUCGCGUGUCACUCGUCUUUUAUUCGCGACAUCAAUGAGAUUUAGAGAGGAUAUAUUUUCUUUAUUUUUCAAUUCAAAGCAAGUAGAAUGACUACAGUUUUGCCGAGUCAAAGGACGAUAAGGAUCUUCGGUUAUACAUCUCUCGUUUAAAGGUUAUCGUUUUUGUAAUCGUUGACGGGAGAGUUGGCUUACGUCGAAAAAUCCAACGUUUUGUACAAACGAUUAGCGAUAAAGUUCAAUCGAAUCGAAGAUGGUGAAAAAAUGUGCUGUCGUGUGGAACUAUUACAACAAAAAAGUGGACGGCUCUCAAGUCAUCGCUUUUUGCAAGUUUUGCGAUCAUUCGUACGUACAAAAUGCAGCGCGUAUGGAAAGACACUUGGAACGCUGUCUAAAGUGUCCAGGAGAAGUCAGACGACAAUUCAUACAAGUAAGAAACGACAAAAGAAACAAAGCAAACGUUCUUGGCGUUAAAGUCAAUGACAAACAGCGAAAGCGAGAAUCUUCGUUGGAACGUGUUACCGACUUGGAAUUGGAAGGUCUAGACGAUUGGCAUUAUAAGAAUCGAUACUACACGGACGAGAUGUCGGAAACGAUUCAACAGUGCGACGCAAAAAUAGUGAUACAAUCUAAGGAUAAGUCACGGACGAGCCACGACUCUAACGUUCAAAGUAUCAGAGGCGAUGGAAGCGCAAAGAUAAGAACUAGGGACUCGAGUCAGACCGACGCAGAGAUGGCUAAAAUUGAUGGAUCCGAAGAACAUAAAGGUACCAUUCGUCGUAAGAAAUCCCUACCGGCUAGAAGAAUUUCGCGAUGGCCGUUUCUUUCUAUCCGCGAUCCAGGCUAUUCGCCCUUACAGAGCAAAAUAUAUCAGGAACAAUUGUUGGAGAGCCGGACCUCGAGAAAGAUAGCCGAGCUGGAGUUACGCCGUAAAACUUUGGAAUUGGAAAGAUUUCAAUGGGAAUUCGAAAGGGACAAAGCUCAAAGCGAAAUACGCUGGGCUUACGAAAUGCGAAUGAUGCAACUACAAGAGGAGCACGAAAGGAAACUGAUCGACCAAAACAGAAGUCGAGGAUAGACGCUCUAUCGAGAAGAUAUUGCGACUCGUUUUAACUUUCACGCUUGCGAAUCGCAGACAUGCGUUCCGUGGUUAUUCGUAGAAACUCCCUAAGCACGACGGUCGACCUCUUUGGAUAUUCUAUAAUAUCAAAUAUGAAAAAGAUUUAUGUUGCGACUAAAUAAAAUUUUAAGUAACGAAAAAAAAGACAAAAAGAAAGUCACCUCGAGCUUAUUAAAUCCAUACAUGUCAUACCUCGCACAAACGC